Messenger RNA from Colletotrichum chrysophilum, 2613 nucleotides. RefSeq lists its product as uncharacterized. The record is from RefSeq and is a predicted model, not a curated record. The transcript has a single exon. Gene Ontology annotation, molecular function: ATP hydrolysis activity; chromatin binding. Lineage: Eukaryota; Fungi; Ascomycota; Sordariomycetes; Glomerellales; Glomerellaceae. Gene Ontology annotation, biological process: mitotic DNA replication checkpoint signaling; DNA repair; DNA damage checkpoint signaling. The coding region runs from base 1 to 2613 and encodes 870 amino acids.
AUGGCUCCGCCGGCCAAAAGAAGGCGGCGCAAUGUCGUAGAAUCAGACGAUGAAGAAGACGAGCGUCCGAAGACGAACACCUUGACGAACUAUCUAUUUUCUUCCCCGAACUCCAAAGCUGGGAGCAGAAACGCGAUCGCAUCGCCGAGCCCGACAAAGACACGAUCUCGAACCGCUGACACAGGCAAACCCAUACCAGCACCGUCCGUCCUCCAAGCACGAAAUGGAUCGAACAAGGGCACCAAGAGCCCGAGUACGAGCCCAGAGAAGGCCAAGGGCAAAGGGCAGAAGCGCGUCAAGGUCGAAGAGAAGGGGAAGAACGGCGACCUCAUGACGUUAUUCUCCAAACAGGUGCAGCGGACGACUGCCAAGCCUAGUUCCUCGCGGACCGUACCUCUCGAUGAUAUCGUGAGCGAUCCCAUCUCCGACGACGACUUUGCGGACCAGAAAGCCAGCACUUCGAGCAUAGUAGGCCAGAACGCGCGCAAGCGCUUCCGCGACAACACUCCCGCUUCGUCAGCAGCGUCUUUCGCUGCAAGCCAGAAGUUCCUCAAGCCCACGCGCCCGACGACACCAGCAGCACUCGACGACGACCUGCGGCCAUGGUCAGAGCGCUUUGGGCCCGUCAAUCUGGACGAGCUCGCGGUACACAAGAGGAAGGUCGCGGAUGUGCGGAAAUGGCUGGAGGAUGUUGUGAGCGGACGCUUGCGCCAGCGAUUGCUGCUCCUUAAAGGUGCGGCGGGCUCUGGCAAGACUACCACGAUGAGACUACUAGCUAAGGACAUGGGCGCCGAGCUGCUGGAAUGGAGGAAUCCAACCAGUGCGAAUGGUGCAAAUCUUGGGUACUCGUCUGCGUCCGGGCAGUUUCAGGAGUUCCUGGGCAGAGGCGGGAAGUUCGGUCAGCUCGAUCUGGAUCUGACGGCGGAGGCACAGCGGCCAAAGACUGAGAAGGCGGAUCCUUCAACACAGAAGAUCAUCCUGGUGGAGGAAUUCCCAAAUACCUUUUCGAGGUCAUCGUCAGCUUUGACCUCAUUCAGAAAUACCAUCUUGGACUACUUGGCGACAAACACGCCUGCACUCUCUGCCUUCGGGCGCCGGCCUUCACAUGAGCCAAUCACCCCGAUCGUCUUGGUUAUCUCGGAAACGCUGCUGACCACGACCUCGGCUUCGGCGGACAGCUUCACUGCGCAUCGCCUGCUUGGCCCCGAUAUCCUGCGACACCCCGGCGCAAAGGUCAUCGAGUUCAACGCCAUCGCGCCCACGCUCCUCGCGAAAGCACUGGAGUUGGUGGUCAUGAAGGAGGCGCGAAAGUCUGGCAGGAAACGUACCCCAGGACCUCAAGUGCUGAAACGACUGGGCGAGAUUGGCGACAUUCGAAGUGCGAUAUCGUCGCUGGAGUUCAUGUGCUUGAAGGGCGACCAGGACGCCGACUGGGGAGCCAAGGUUGCCUUAUCAAAGCAGUCGAAGGGCGCCAAGGCCGGCAUUUCCAUGACGAAGGGGGAGCAAGACACCCUGGAGCUGAUAUCCCAACGCGAAGCCAGUCUGGGUAUUUUCCACGCUGUCGGCAAGGUGGUUUACAACAAAAGAGAAGAAACGCCCGCGGGGCCAAAUCCAGCCGAGGUAUUGCCAAGCUACCUCGCGCAUCACUCCCGGCCGAAGCCGUCAGAAGUAAUGGUCGACACGUUAAUAGACGAGACGGGCACCGAUACGCAGACAUUCAUCUCCGCACUUCACGAGAAUUACAUGUUUUCUUGCCAGACGGUACCACCAAUGGAUGCAUCAACACCACUAGACUACGUCAAUGGCUGUAUUGAGUACCUCUCGGAGAGCGACCUGCUCUGCCGGUCGUCAGAUAUAUUCUUCGGCGGCAGGGGUGCGUACGCCGGCUUUGGCAGAGACUCGGGCAGCCACGUUCUCCGACAAGACGAGAUCGCCUUCCAGGUCGCCGUCCGCGGGAUGCUCUUUUCACUGCCAUCGCCCGUCAAGCGCAAGGCGUCUGGGUCGAAGGGCGGGGAUCAGUACAAGAUGUUCUACCCAACUAGUAUCAAGUUGUGGCGACAGAAGGAGGAGUUUGAGAGUCUGGUCGAUGUGUGGUCUACGAAACUCAUGAAGGGCGAGGAGAGUGCGCCCAGAAAGGGCCUGAUGGACAGCGCGAGCGCUUUCCAACGACCGAAGCAGACGGACGUCGGUAGUUGGAUGGCUAAGCGCCAGUCUAAACCUGCACCGACAAACGACACCAAGACAGAGACCGAUUCCACGCCACUGCUUUCACUCGGCAGCUCAGCUCGCAGAGAGAUGUUGCUUGAGCGUCUGCCGUACAUGGCUGCCAUCGUCCGCGGCCGCAAGUCAACACUCCACUCCUUCAAACUUCGAGACAUCGAGAAGGUUGUCUCGUUCCAGGGCAUCGGGGCCCAAGUAGCAGACGACGAGGAUGCAGAGGACGCGCCGGACGAUAACAUCAUGACGGGGGAUGCCUGGGCGACCGAUAAACCGUCAGAGGAGUCGACGCCCCGCAAGAAGGGGGCCUCGAUCCGGCACAAGAGUGAUGGGUCGGUGGCGGGGCUGCAGGUGCAGAAUUUAGUCAUUAGUGAUGAUGAUAUCGAGGAUGAUUGA